AUGUUCAGCACUGGAGUUGCUCUCGAUGGUCUCUUUACCUUCAAACAAGUCCAGCUUGUCGAUUACAUGGACGCGGAUUCUUCCUUUACUCUAAUGGACCCCGGUGCUUCUGCUAAGGCGUUCAACUGCAUGUGGUCGGAGUUCGCGUGCCGGCUUGGUUCUGGCAAUGCUCUAAACGCUGCCUGUUCGGGCGAUGUCUCGCUGGGGAAGGACAUAUCAUGUACCUCUACUGUGAAAGCGGGCUCCACUGGUCAAGUAGAUGCAGCGAUGAUCCAGAAAUCCCUCAACGAAGUGUGUGGCAGUUCAGGGCUGUUACAGGGGAAGUUGGAGAAGCCAACGGGAAAAUGCGAGGAGUGUGUCAAUGAGAGCCUCAGCUUCGGGUUGGCGGCGAUUGAACCCGCGGCUGUUCUGUGCGGCUGUCUUCAGAGCUUCACAGACUUCUUCCGAAAGUACGGAUCUCCUUGGUAUGGCGCGGCCCAGUGGCGUCUCCUGGGUUCCGCAACCUACUUGUUCAUAUCCCUCAUUAGCUACAUCAGCGUCAUGAUAAUGAUGGUGAAGUACUAUGGUGGAUGGCACUUCCAUAAGUGGUACGACGUCAAUGAUACGGAGACUCUUGCGGAGGAGUUGUAG
Perkinsus marinus ATCC 50983 is the source of this 630-nucleotide messenger RNA. RefSeq lists its product as hypothetical. Lineage: Eukaryota; Perkinsozoa; Perkinsida; Perkinsidae. The record is from RefSeq and is a predicted model, not a curated record. Bases 1 to 630 code for a protein of 209 amino acids. The transcript has 5 exons.